AAGAUGUCGUAAUAUCGAUAGUAUGUUCCGAUAUAUCGAAGAGACGAUAUUGAUGGCAUCGAUCGAAGUAAAAUAACGAAGCCAUCACAGGUUUUCUCUUGACACGAAGAAGAUUGGACGUACCAUGUCAGAACAUGACGAUACUUUACUUGAUGAAGAUCUUGGGGAUGAGGAAUAUGAUUUGGGCAAUGAUGAGGAAGAAGCCCUCCUAGCUGAUGACUAUGAAUUAGAGAGGCAGCACAAUAGCUAUAAGGGAGAAGAGGAAACAGAUGAUGUACUGGACUUAGGAGUCACGGAUGCUCUGGAUGACUUAGAAGCAGAAGAUGAAAAUGUAGAAUUUAAUAGAACAAAGACUGAUAUUCAAAAUAAUUUUUAUGAAGAUGGAGAACAACAAGAUGAUGAAACAGGAUUUUAUAAACAAGAAAAAACUGCUGAGUAUAAUACAGAUCAAAUCAAUCAGUAUGAAACAAACUCUGGAUGUAAUAGUGCUAAUAUGUCUACCACUAUUGGGAAAGGUGAUUUACGAGAGAAGCUACAGAAAAACAUGCAGAAAGUCUACGUUGGAAAUGGACAGGGACUUGAAGAUGAUGAUUGUGAAGAAGCAAAGGAAAGGCGUAAUAGAUUCCAGAAUGAAAGAACUAUGAUUUCACCAAAAAUGAAUAAUGAUAUUCCUGAUACUUUGGAGAAUGUAGUGACUUCUGAACCAUCCAAACCAUCAUUUAGAGGUAGAGGAAGAGGACGAAGCUCAAGAGGAAACAAAGUAGGAAGAUUUAUUCCAUCGGUUAGUGGUAAUUAUAGUCCAAGAUUUGGUAAUACACGUGGUUUUGAUAAUCAGCAACCAUUAUGUAGGCCACUGUUGGAAGCUAGACCACCAUUUCUUCUUGGUCUACCUAAUAGUGUACAGAAUCAACAAAUUAUGUAUCAACAACCAAAUAGUUCUCCAGUACAGAAUUUCCAACAGUUUUCUCCAAAUAAUCCAUUACAAGGACCUACACAUUUUAUAGAUAAUAGACCACCAUUUAAUCCUAAUCAAUUUCAAAGCUCUAUGGGUCCACGUGCAAUCGGUCCACGAUUGGAGUUUGGUCCUAGAGGACCUAUUACAACACCAUUACAAGCUCCACCUUAUAAUUGCUCCAGUAAUCCAACAUCUUUUGUGCAAAUACCACAAGUUUUUCAAAGCUCAGGAGCUAUUAUGCAGGAUAAUCCAAAUCGUCAUUUACCAAAUAACCAAACCUCUUUAUUACACGGAAAUUCUGGUGGAUCUCUUCUUGGCAAUCCAAAUCCAAUAUUACCUGGUAAUUCAUCACAAAUAUUACAUGGUAAUCAAUCAUUACCGCUUCAAGCAAAUCAAAUAUUGCCAAUACAAGGAUACCCACGUCCACCGGUAUCCAAUCAGGGACCACCGAUACAAAAUCCUCCAAGUACGCAAAUAUCUAGUGGCUCUUCUUUUGAGAAUAGAGCACCUUUCCAAGAACAACAUUUUGAAAAUCGAUCUUCAUAUGAUUCAAGACAUCCAUAUCCAGAUCAAAUACAGAAUAAUCAAUUUAAUAGCAACAUAAUUCCAGCAGUCUCACAACAAUCUAAUUCAAAUAUACCUAAUGUACCCUUAACCCCAGGGCAUAAAAUAUUGAUUAAUCCACAUUUCCGAGGUGCUGUACAACCAACUAAUGAUGCAAGACUUGCAUGGGAUUCGCAACAUUCAACACCACUUCAGACUCAAGGUACUGGAGUCCAAUUUAACCAGCCCACUAAUAUGCCGUAUCCAAAUCAAAAUCCGUAUAAUCAGUCUCAAUCUCAGUCAAAUCAAUUGCAAUAUCAACAGAAUUAUCAACAAAAUAAGAGUGAUGAUCCUUAUGCAUACUUUUCUGAUGUGUGGCAAGAGAAUAAGCCACAAAAGACAUUAAAUGUUAGUCCGAGUAAACAGUAUCCGUUAGAAAGCAAUUAUUCGCGAGAAAGUGGUUACAAUGACAACAGUAAAUAUAAAUCAGAUGAUCAAUGGGAACAAAGGGAUAGUUAUCAAGAAUCGGAAUACAGAGGAUCUCACCCAAAUUAUCGAGAACGAGAUUUAUCAUCUCGAACAAGAAGCGAUCAUGCUCACAAGCCACCACGGCCACUUUCUUCGUCUACAUAUCGUAGUGAAACUUAUGAACAACAGAACCAUAUGCAAAAAUCUACUAAUAAUAGUAGAUCUAUAAAUACUACACGAACAGUUAAUAAACUACAGCAAAAAAGAACAUGUGAAAUUCCUGAUAGAGGAGGUCCAGGAGAUACAAGCCAAAAAAAAAUGAAAUCUAAUAAUAGAAAUCUACAAGAAGUACGAACUGUAGACACAUUAGGCAAUCCAGUUGAAGAAAAAAAGGAAGAGGAUAAGGAGGAAGAUCCAGAAAUGCGAGAAUAUAGAAAAAAGAUGGAAGAGCAAAAACGCCUAAGAGAAAAAAUAUUAAGAGAAAAAGAAAAUAGAAGAAAAAUGGCCGCUAUGGAAAAACAAAACAAACAAAUUAAUAAAAUGGAGACAAAUGUCACAGGUACGGAAUGUACGCAACAGGAAGCAAAACCAGUAUCAGUUCUGUUAGGUGUUGUAAAAGAUGCUGUACCAAACAAAGGUCGACCUGGUAUAGGUAGGGGACGUGGACGUGUUAUCAAUACACAAGCUACAGAGGGAAUUGAAAGAGCAUCCGGCACACGAAUUGUUAGAACUAUUCAAACUAUACAACCAAACGAUUCAGCAGAUGGACUUACAAGUAAUCAAAGCAGUGAUAAAGUUUCAACAAUAAGACAAAUAAAUCCACAAUGUGGUACCAGAAGAGUUGUGAUACAAAAAUCCAUCCAACCAUCUAACUCACAAAAAAUUGCAACAACCAUACAAAAAACUGUUUCAAAUUUACAAAAGGGACAAGGUUCUGGACCGAAUAUACUUCAGAAGCUUGUACAAACACAGUCUGGUAUUUCAAGAAAAUCACCAAUUGGACAGAAGAUGGGCAAUAUUGAAAGAAGCAUUGCUCCAAAAGUUGUUGUAAAUGCUCAAAGUAAUCAGAGAAUUGUACUUCAAAAAGUUACGGUAUCGCCAAAAAAGUUACCAGAAAUGAAAACAAAUACUGUUAAAUUGGAAAAUUUAGCAGCCAGUACCUCCGAGGCACAAAUUAGACGUAUGUGUCAAGGAAUCGGAACCAUAGAGAGUAUACACAUGGGCGAGGGUAAUGCAACCGUUGUGUUUAAAACACAAUCUGCUGCCAUGGUGUUUCACAAAAAAUAUCAGCGUAAAAUGCUUGACCUUUCGCUGAUAACUGUUCGUCUUAUACCACAAACAAGUAUAAACAAAGCAACAGCUACAAUCGUAAAAAAGUCUUAAAGAAAACGACAUGAUUUUCUUAGCAAAGUACACUUUUUAGCUUAUUUUAGUGUAACAAAAAUAUAGUACAUUUAUAUAAUAAUAUAAUUAUAUCUUCGUAAAUCUAUUGUCAAUAUUUACUACUUUCAUUGCCAUUUUAAGGCAGAAAUAUGUAUAAACAUUUGAUAUAUAUUCAAAUGUAUGUGGAGAAGAGUUGAAGAAUAUUUGCAUCACAUAAAAGAAGAACAUUAUAUAUCAAGUACAAGAAAUUUAUAGAGAAGGCUAGAAAAAUGAAAUCACUAUGGAUUACUUGAAAAAAAAGAACUGUAACAUAAUUAUGUAUCAUAUUGUAUAAUCACUUAUAUGCCACAUAGUUCAACAUGAUUAAUAAAUUUGUAUAUAUCAUAACAAAGGGGGAGAAAAAGAGAGAGAGAAAGAUGUAUAUUUCACAUAUAAUAUAUAAAAUUAGAUUAACUUA
Messenger RNA from Vespula vulgaris, 3806 nucleotides. Its product is annotated as RNA-binding protein 33-like. Gene Ontology annotation, molecular function: RNA binding. The transcript is spliced from 11 exons. The record is from RefSeq and is a predicted model, not a curated record. The coding region runs from base 125 to 3349 and encodes 1074 amino acids. Lineage: Eukaryota; Metazoa; Arthropoda; Insecta; Hymenoptera; Vespidae.